Messenger RNA from Diachasmimorpha longicaudata, 1413 nucleotides. Its product is annotated as odorant receptor Or2-like. NCBI's taxonomy places the organism in Eukaryota, Metazoa, Arthropoda, Insecta, Hymenoptera, Braconidae. The record is from RefSeq and is a predicted model, not a curated record. The transcript is spliced from 6 exons. The coding region runs from base 120 to 1328 and encodes 402 amino acids. Gene Ontology annotation, molecular function: odorant binding; olfactory receptor activity. Gene Ontology annotation, biological process: detection of chemical stimulus involved in sensory perception of smell; sensory perception of smell. Gene Ontology annotation, cellular component: plasma membrane.
AAUAAUUUUCUCCCGCUGCUGCUGUCAAUCAUUUUCACUGGCCAGACCAAGAGGCGCCAGAAUUGAUCGAGUGAAUUAAUUAAAGUCGCUAUCUUCAUUCAACAUCUCACUGUCUUGACAUGACUGGAAAAAUGCAGGAGCUGUGGCCCAUGAAGAUCACGUAUUUCUGCUUAUCCUGGGCCGGCUUUGCAACUGUCAAGACCCAAAGUGACAGGAAAUUGUUGAAUAUUUUACUGUCUGUAUUUGUUAUAAUGAGCAUAACUGUACUGUACCUCGUUGUGUUGGAUUUGUACUAUGAUAUUAAAGAAGGACGUGAUAGUCAAGAGAUUAUUGCGGCGCUGUUUCCCGUUGUCCUCACUUUCCUCACUAGUUUUAAAUUAAUAUCAUUGGCAGUGAGACGCCGUCUUUACGAGAGACUUUUGCAAACAACGCGGGAGAAAUUGUGGACCCAGUCGUGGACGGAGUACGGAAAAAACGUAUUGCUACAAUGUGGACGACAAGCCUACUUGUUUUUCAUAAUUUUUGGAGUUGUUGCGUAUAUUUGCGGAGCCGCAUUCGUGGUAGGACCAAUUGUGCUUAUGAGAACCGAUAAUAUCACGAGCCCGAGUGAUCGUCGUUUGCCUCAUGAAAUUAGAAUUGGUCUUCCUGGCCAUGAGACACCUUUCUACGAAAUUUUUUACGCUAUUAACGUAUUCGGCAUUACCGUAGUGACAAUUUUAUACUUCUGCUUCGAUUAUUACCUCGUCCUCAUGAAUAUAUUCCUUGUUGGCCAGUUUGACAUCCUGAAUAAUAGGUUUGAGGUGAUUUACGAACACAAAAAGGAUCAGGGAGGUGGUAUUGGCACGAGUCCUAUUUUACGAGAAUUUAAAAAAUGCGUUAAACAGCAUCAAUAUCUGAUUUGGCUUGCGGGAGAAAUGGAGAGUCUUUACAAGAUCAGUAAUUUGGCGCACGUGCUGACAUACAGUUUUGUCAUCUGUAUUGCUGGGUAUCAACUACUUCUAGCUAAAAGGCUGUUUUUCAUUAUCAAAUACGGAAUAUUUUUCUUCGGUUGUCUUCUCCAAUUAAGCUCGAUCACCCUGACCUGUCAUAAUAUUAAAAUCGCUAGUGAGGAAAUAGCGAAUGGGAUAUAUCGUUCAAACUGGUACUAUGAGAAUUGUUCAGAGGAGGGACGAGCAUUGUGUAAGAAUUUUAUUCUAGUCUUCAUGAAGACGCAAUAUCCGUGCUGUUUGACGGCGUGGGGGUUCUUCCCCAUCACCUUGGACACCCUAAAAUCGGUCGUCACAACUGCGUUUUCCUAUUUGACACUGAUGAGGAAGAAUAUGGCCUAGAUUUAUUAACUAUUCCUUGUUGACUAAUAAUUAUGGACCACUGAUUAUUGUUCAAUAAAGAAGUACAGCUGUACUUGAUACAUUA